AUGCAGGGCUGUUUCGGUCAUUUUACAGCCAACAUCGAGGUGUUCUUUAACCCUAAACCCCAGUCUCUGCGCGGCCUUCUUCACGCACAAAGUUUCCGGAGGCUCCUUUCUCAAUUUCCAGUUUUUGAUAGAUCAGUGAGGAAUGCGGCCCCCUAGAGGCGGUGGUGGGCCUUUCAGGGGUCGCGGCGCCGGCGGGGGAAGGGGCGGCCGUUUUGGCGGCGGCCGCGGCGGUUACGGUGGUGGUCGUGGCGGAUUUCGCGACGAAGGCCCUCCUGCCGAAGUAGUAGAGAUUUCGACAUUUGUUCAUGCGUGCGAGGGUGAUGCAGUCACGAAGCUCACCCAUGAAAAAAUACCCUACUUCAAUGCCCCAAUUUAUCUCCAGAACAAGACCCAGAUAGGAAAAGUUGAGGAAAUAUUCGGCCCCAUCAAUGAAUCGUAUUUUACGGUUAAAAUGAUGGAAGGCAUUGUAGCAACUUCGUACAUGCCCGGCGAUAAGUUCUAUAUCGACCCAGCGAAGCUGUUGCCUUUGGCCAGAUUUCUUCCGCAGCCGAAGGGGCAGCCGCAAGCAGCUGGAAGGGGUGGAGGUCGUGGAGGAGGCAGAGGAGGUGGUAGAGGUGGUGGUCGUGGAGGUGGUGGCUUUCGUGGAAGGGGUGGACCUAGGGGUGGGAGAGGUGGUCCUCCCAGAGGCCGUGGCGGUGGCUUUAGGGGCAGAGGGAGAUCAUAGAACAUCAUCACCCUUACAUUUUGGUGUUCAUGUUGUCUAGAGUUGUCAGUCCUGGAUGCAUUGAACGCACACUUCAAAUUUGAAUGCUCUUUUGAAAUUGUCUUGGGCUUAUUAAUGGAGUGAUCAGAUCCGUUGGCAUAUGCAAUAUUGCUCUGCUUUCAAUCUUUUUCCAGAUUGGGCUAUGUUCUUCGUUCUAGUUUGUAACAUUGUCGUUUUGAUGAGAAAUUUGAUGUCCAACUAUUGGAAACGAGUUUGGAUUUCAAAUCUUACUAUGAUGAAAUUAAGUGAGCAAAUUAAGGUCCA
Molecule: messenger RNA, 1027 nt
Organism: Malania oleifera
Lineage: Eukaryota; Viridiplantae; Streptophyta; Magnoliopsida; Santalales; Ximeniaceae
Product: putative H/ACA ribonucleoprotein complex subunit 1-like protein 1
Exons: 4
Coding region: 143-724 (193 amino acids)
Biological process (GO): ribosome biogenesis; snoRNA guided rRNA pseudouridine synthesis
Cellular component (GO): box H/ACA snoRNP complex
Molecular function (GO): box H/ACA snoRNA binding
Source: RefSeq, a predicted model, not a curated record